AUGACGGGUGUGGAGGGGACCACAUUUUCUGUGUCAAGUCACGGAUGCUUAACACGAUGUCUUCUCUCCCCCCUCCUAGCUACCAGGGAGUCAGCCUUCGUUCACGCCAUCGCCUCCGCCGGCGUGGCUUUUGCGGUGACCAGAUCCUGCGCUGAAGGGUCGGCUACCAUCUGCGGAUGCGACACACGGCACAAAGGCCCUCCAGGAGAAGGCUGGAAAUGGGGAGGCUGCAGCGAGGAUGUGGAGUUUGGGAGCAUGGUGUCCCGGGAGUUUGCUGAUGCGCGAGAGAACAGGCCGGACGCGCGCUCAGCCAUGAACAGACACAACAACGAAGCCGGAAGGACGUCCAUUAUCGACCACAUGCACCUCAAAUGCAAGUGUCAUGGGUUGUCCGGCAGCUGCGAGGUGAAGACCUGUUGGUGGUCCCAGCCUGACUUCCGGGUCAUCGGCGACUACCUCAAAGACAAAUACGACAGCGCUUCCGAAAUGGUGGUGGAGAAGCACAGGGAGUCCCGUGGCUGGGUAGAGACGCUGCGGCCCAAAUAUAACUUCUUCAAAGCCCCGACCGAGAGGGACCUGGUCUACUAUGAAAACUCGCCCAACUUCUGCGAGCCGAAUCCCGAAACCGGCUCCUUCGGCACCCGCGACAGAAUCUGCAACGUCACCUCACACGGGAUCGAUGGUUGCGACCUCUUGUGCUGUGGGCGCGGGCACAACACGCGGACUGAGAAGAGGAAGGAAAAGUGCCAUUGCAUCUUCCACUGGUGUUGCUACGUCAGCUGUCAAGAGUGCAUACGGGUCUACGACGUCCACACGUGCAAGUAAAACAGAACGCCCUCACUCCUGAGAAACGAAUCAACUUUUUCUGUGAGGAAAGUCGACUUCUUGAGAUCGAACGGAAACAAAAACAAAAAUAAUAAUAAUAUUCACACAAAGAGGCUAAAAAAAAAACAAAAUUGGUCGGCUAGAAUAGGCCUCAUUUCUCCUUGAUGAACACAUCUGGAGUUCACGUCGCAACUCCUGGCAAGCCGAGAAAUGAACAAACCAACGUAUUCUGCCCGUCGUCUCUACUGGAGACUGUGGUUUCUUUCACUAGUCAACAACGUAGAGCGGGAUAGUGGGUGGCUAGCUGGUUUCCAGAAAGUUCUGGAACCUCUGCUCUUUCCUCUCUCAACGUGUACAGCAGGACUCAUGCUGUUAAGUGUCCUUUGAAUGUUAUGCGUCUUCCUGAUAUACGGCCUUUGUGCAUUAUGAGCAUGGACAAAGCUUCUAGCGCAAUGACUCUUAACGUCCCAGCCCAGCCCGUAGCAACUGUAUCUCAACUGCUAAGUUUCUGUGUAUAAUAUUAACAACAGGUGACGCAUUGCUGUUUUUAAAGGCCCUUUGUUCGACUUCUCGCAGGAAGUGGGAGAACUUGCAAGUUACUCUUCGUUCUGCGGAAUGGCCAGAUUGGU
This is a messenger RNA of Elgaria multicarinata webbii, 1454 nucleotides long. Its product is annotated as protein Wnt-3a. Bases 1 to 825 code for a protein of 274 amino acids. The record is from RefSeq and is a predicted model, not a curated record. The transcript is spliced from 3 exons. Gene Ontology annotation, biological process: cell fate commitment; canonical Wnt signaling pathway; neuron differentiation. NCBI's taxonomy places the organism in Eukaryota, Metazoa, Chordata, Lepidosauria, Squamata, Anguidae. Gene Ontology annotation, cellular component: extracellular region. Gene Ontology annotation, molecular function: frizzled binding; cytokine activity.